ACUCUGAGCUAGUGAACUUAAAGGUAGUAUUUUUUAUUGGAGAGAGUGAGAUAGAGAGAGAUUCUUACUCUCCGGAGAUUUUGAGCCGAGUGAUCGACUGCCAGAGGACUCAGAUGUGAUGUUUUUUCUUGGUCUAAGAUCUGAAUCUAUUGAAUUCUUCGGCUCUCCGUGAUGGAAGGUGGAUCCCCGGAUCAUGAAUCAGUAGGGUCUGGGACAAAAAAAUCCAGUGUUUCGUCAAGUGGUAAGUCUCAGAAUUGGAAGGAGUUCCUUCAUAGAUUUGUGGACAGUGAAAUUCUGACCGCAAACCUUGAGAACUGGUUUGAAGAAAUUACAGAACAGUCAUCAAAUAAAACAACUGCUUUCGAUGUUCCUUUUGAGUUGAUAGAUCUUCAAAAGUUUGAUUAUGCAUUGGAAGGGGUAUCCUUUCAGCAGCUGAUUCGAAUGCCCAGUGCUGUUUAUGCUUCGACAUCAGGUGCUGUGGAAGCAACUGCUUAUCUUGCUAUUGAGGAUUUUUUACACACGAGUGUAAAGAGCUUGUGGGAGGCCUUUUGGAGUCAGGAUGGGCCUAUGCCUUUCUACGUUGCCUGUCUUUAUGAUGCAAACUUGAAAUUCUACCAAGCUGAGAAGGCAAUUGCUAAUGGGAAACUUGGAGGUCUUUGUGCCACAGCUAUAAUGCUAAAAAACCCGAGACACCCACAUGGGAAGUGGGAGGAUAUUCUUGAAGUAGCACUUUUGAGGCCUGAUAUUGGAAGCCUUGCAGUGGAGAGGGACCAGAAGUCCUUUUCGUCGGUUAUAGGUGAAGCUCUAUUUUUCGCUGUUCGUAUUUUAUUAUCAAGAAGACUCAGUAGAUCAAAUGUUUCUCCUAGUUCAAAUUCUGUUUUUGUUCUUCUUGUUGAUUCUCAAUAUGGUGGGGUUGUAAAAGUUGAAGGAGAUGUGAAUAAAUUGGAGUGUGAUGUGAAUAAUGUUUACGGAUGCGCUGCUGAGUGGAUAAAAAGUUAUUCACGAAUUUCAGUUUCCCCCAUUGAUAGGGUCUGGAACAAGCUUGGAAAUGCCAACUGGGGUGAUAUUGGUGCUCUACAAGUGCUUUUCGCAACUUUCCAUUGUCUCGCACAAUAUGCCGGAAUGCCCAAGAACUCGGUUGAAGAUUUAGCUGCCGACCACAGUUGUCGUCUCCAAACAAGAAGAUCCGAAAGACAGUUGGGUGAUACCCGGGUGAACGGAAACGGGUUGUUCCAGUUUCAGCAGCGCAGUGUUUCUCCUGAAAUUGUUGAAGUACAGGAGGAAUCCGUCCAAAUAAUGGACUCUGCAAAGUCGAUGAAGAUGGAAAUAGGGUCAGUUCUAUGGUUGGAGGAUUCAGAUUAUCAAAAAGGUUAUCAGAUUAAUGAAGUUCUGGAUGAUGGUGAAAUUCCGUACUAUAUUGCAUCUCCUGUCGAAGAUCCGGGAAAUGAUCUGUUUCUGUAUAUUGGUUCACAUCCUUCUCAGAUGGAACCGGCAUGGGAAGAUAUGAAGUUGUGGUAUCAAGUUCAGAGGCAGACUAAAAUAUUGACUGUUAUGAAACAAAAGGGUCUGUCUGAUAAGUAUCUGCCACAAUUGAGCGCUUCUGGUAGGAUAGUUCACCAGGGUAAGUGUCGGAGACCGAGCUCGGGUGGCAACUGUGUCAAUCCUUUGUGUGGGACCCCAAUUCUUGUGACAAGUCCAGUUGGGAAAACCAUUGCUGACAUGGUAAGAGCCGGCCAAUUUGGUCGAGAUGAGGCUAUUCGGUGUUGCCAUGAUUGCUUGUCUGCACUUUCAACUGCAGCUUCUGCUGGAAUUCGACACGGAGACAUCAGACCCGAGAAUAUAAUUUGUGUGAGAUCCGGCUUGAGGCAGCCUUAUUACGUCCUUAUUGGAUGGGGGCACGCAAUUUUAGAAGAGAGAGAUCGCCCAGCUAUGAAUCUUCAUUUCUCAUCGACUUACGUCCUUCAGGAGGGGAAGUUGUGCUCGGCUUCUGAUGCAGAGAGCCUGGUCUAUCUGCUUUACUUUUGUACUGGUGGGGAUUUGCCAGACUUGGAUUCAGUCGAGGGGGCACUACAAUGGAGGGAAAACUCUUGGUCGAAAAGAUUGAUUCAACAGAAGCUAGGGGACAUAUCCGCUGUCCUGAAGGCAUUCGCAGAUUACGUUGAUAGUCUAUGUGGGACUCCGUAUCCUAUGGAUUACGGUAUUUGGCUAAGAAGGUUGAAGAGACAUAUUAACGAGGACGAUCAUGGGAAGGAGAUCAAUACUUCAAGUUAAGUUAUGGUGGCAGAAUUGAACAACUCCUCUGGACUUCGAACAUUUUCACUUCCGGCAAUCAAGAUGUUUUUUUUUAUUUUUUGGGAUUUUCAGGAAUUACCCGGUAGUUGAAGCCGCUUUGUCUAAUUUAUCUGAUGAUCUGCAAUUGGUAAGUUUAAGUCUUUUGGUGAAGAGAGCGGUCCAUAGCGCCUUCUCCAUUUCUUGAGAAUGAUUUGGUUCUGCACAGAUGAUCCCCGGGUGGGAUUUGGAGUAUCUUCUGGCACUUUUUUUCGUGUAUUUUGCAAAGUAAGCCGGAGAAUCUAAAUUAUCGUUGCAUUGUCUAAAUUAUCAUUGCUUUUUUGGUCUUUCUGAUAUAUUGUGAUGAGUUAUGGAAAUUAUGAGCUGUCAAUUAUUUCUUGUAAAGGUAGGAGAGGAUGAGAUUGUUUUGAAUUUGUGAUUGUUUUUGUUUGAUGUGUUAUUAAUGGACUUGUUGGUUAGGUCAUUGUCUUUCUGUAAGUGGGUUCUCAUUUUUCAUUUUUCAUUUUUCUUUUAAAUUUUUAUGCAGUUGACUCAGUUACUUUUAGUUU
Messenger RNA from Camellia sinensis, 2837 nucleotides. RefSeq names its product Protein kinase superfamily protein. The record is from RefSeq and is a predicted model, not a curated record. Lineage: Eukaryota; Viridiplantae; Streptophyta; Magnoliopsida; Ericales; Theaceae.